UAAAAAUAGUAUUUUUAUCGUGAUAAAAAUAAAUAGCUUACCGGCAAUAAGCAAGCUACCUAUCAUGUUGACCACAACCUAGAAUAAUUGCGUUCUUUUAGUUCAUGGACGAUUUUAUUAAAUCUAUUAAAGUAAUUUUCUGUUUAUCCAAGAAGAAUUCGUGCAAAAAAUCCGUUUGACAUUGCGAAUAAAAAAUAAUUCAAUAAUUCUUCUUUUGAUAUAAAAGGAAAAACCAUUGAAAUGUUACUUAGUUGUUUAAUAUUUUUGUAGUUUUAUAUCGAAGAUUGUUAUCAUAUUAAACCGAAAUGUUUUCUACAUUAAUCAUCUCGUGUCUUUUUGCUUCUUCCUUGAGUGCCGUAUCUGAAAAAUCAAAAUAUACCACCAAAUAUGACAAUGUGGAUUUAGAAGAAAUAGUCCAUAGCGAUAGGCUUUUAAAAAAUUACGUUAAUUGUCUUUUAGAAAAAGGACAAUGUACCCCAGAUGGAUUAGAAUUAAAAAAAAAUAUGCCUGACGCAAUAGAAACCGACUGCAGCAAAUGCAGUGAAAAGCAGAAAGAAGGGUCUGAAUAUAUGAUGAGAUAUUUAAUUGACAAUAAACCUGAUUAUUGGAAUCCUUUGCAGGAGAAGUACGAUCCUACAGGGACCUAUAAAAAGCGAUAUUUUGAAUCCAAGAAACAGGAAGUCAAAGUUGAACCAAUUACUAAGCAACCAUAGAAACCCAAAUGAAGCACUCGUUUUUUAAGAAUUAUUUAUUUGUAAAGAUAUGUAGAUAUGUAAUAGUCAACAAAUUAGAA
Psylliodes chrysocephalus is the source of this 793-nucleotide messenger RNA. The record is from the annotation of a GenBank genome assembly. NCBI's taxonomy places the organism in Eukaryota, Metazoa, Arthropoda, Insecta, Coleoptera, Chrysomelidae.